CUGACUCCUCCACACUGAGACCUUCUGCCUGUUGCACACUCUGUGUUCGCGUCUCGCUGGAAGCAUGGCUGCCAUCAAGGCUCUGGAGCAGUGGUGUAAGCUGCAGUGUGACGGCUACCGAGACGUGGCCAUCUCCAACAUGACCACUUCUUUCAGGAACGGACUGGCUUUUUGCGCGCUUAUACACAAAUACAGACCGGAUCUGAUAGACUAUGACUCACUCCGCAAAGAGGAUGUGUUUGAGAACAACAGACUGGCUUUUCAGGUCGCAGAGGAGAAGUUGGGGAUCCCAGCUUUGUUAGAUGCAGAAGACAUGGUGGCUUUAAGGAUCCCAGACAGGCUGAGCAUCCUCACCUACGUCUCCCAGUACUAUAACUACUUCAAAGGACGGCCUCCCAUGGGAGGUGUAAAAAGGCCAGCAGAGGGCUCCAAGGAGGAGCCAUCAGAGAAGAAAAAUCUCCCAGUGGUUGCCAAAAGCUUUGUGUCUAAAAGCGCCAUUGAGAAUUGUUUACCUUCCACUCUCAAAGCGAAGACCUCACCCAAGCCGGCCAGAGCUGCUGCUCAGAAGGUGGUUUUGUCGGAGAACACCAACAAAACCGGGACUCUCAAUAGCAAAUGUGUUGCAUGCAAGAGCCACGUUCAUCUGGUUCAGAGGCACUUUGUGGAGGGCAAGCUCUAUCACAGAAGCUGUUUCAAAUGCAGCGAGUGCUCCAGUGUGCUUCAUGCAGGAAGCUACAAACCUGGGAAGAAUCCAGACACUUUUAUCUGUAACGCCCACCAGACCAACAUCAAGCCUCCCUCCUCUGAGGCCAAAAACGGACCCGCCAGUUCAGCUGUACGACCGCGCAGUGCCAGCCAGACCCAGCCUGCACCGCGCCCCUCAUCGGUGCUGUCAGCGCCACUCGAUGCUGUUCUGAAGCCAAUCAGUCCCCUUCCUCCGCCUUCCCAGGCCUGGACGGCCUCGGCCCAGAAGACGCAGGUGGCCCGGCAGAAGUUUUUCCAGUCUGCGUCGCAAGUUACAGAAACCUCAGCCGGCAACAGGAAGGAACCUUUAAGUGUUUUAGGAAGGUCAAAGGUCGCAGUGAGUCCCGAUGAUGAGAAGAGCCAAGCCGGGGUGAAGACUGGAAAGAAACUGGCGGAGGAAAACUGCAACAAUAACAACAAACGCCCAUUCACCGUCCGAUCGGCGGAGAGACGGUUUGGUGAUGAGCCAAGUUCAGCUGGUCUGAGAAAGGAUAAAUGCAGCCAAGGCCCAGCAGGAAACUGGGGAGGACAGCCCUCCACCAGCCAGACAAACAAUAAGGAAUCGCCAUGUCUAAAGGCCAUCAACAAAGACAACACAAGGCCAACAACUGUACACAAAACCGCCAAAGAUCCCGUCUACCACGAGUGGCAAACGCAGCUCAAACCUGUACUAAAUUCCAGAGAUGAUAAACCUGAAGCCUUUACUGAGCAACACACACCUGGAUUCAUGUCCACGACGUCCUCUGAUGUCUCCGUCAGUACAACAAGGCCUCCCUUGUCUCCAACACCUGCAGUGCCUUCAGUUGCUCUGUUUGAUGCUAAAUGCUUUACAGAAGUCGGUCCCCAGAGAGCUCCGCCUGGCUCCGGAAGCCGAGGUUUUAAACAUGGGAGUCGCUCGCCUGUGAAAUCCCCACCCAGACCGCCAGCUGUGGAAUCUAUUAGCUCUUCGACGACUGCUCCUGCCAAUUACGGAAAUCCAUCAGCUGCUAAAAAGGGAAAGUAUUUGUCACCCACCAACGCCUCCAGGACCGAAAUGAGGUCACCCUCUGUGAAGUCUUAUCACAUUCCGGCGGAGCAGAUCGAGAGGGAGCUGAAUGAUAUUGAGACAAACUUGGCUCACUUGGAGAAGGAGGGCGUGGAGCUGGAGAAGAAGCUGCGCAGCUGUGAGGAAGAGGGCGAGGCGGACAUACUGAUGGACCCACUGAUGGUUGACUGGUUUAACCUCAUUCGAAAGAAGCAGAUGUAUGUUAGGAAGGAAUCUGAGCUUGUUUACAUAGCCAGGACUCAGGAGCUGGAGCAGCAGCAGCCAGGUGUGGAGGGGGAACUUCGCAGGCUGCUGGAGAAGCCAGAUCAUUUAAAGUCCAGAGAGGAGCAACAGCGGGAGAAGAAGCUGAUGCAGAGACUGAUGGAGAUUGUGGACGGCAGGAAUGCGAUUGUGGAGGGUCUGGAUGACGAUAGGCUGAGGGAAGUUGAAGAGGACCUGCAGUUGAAUAAAAUGAUGCAGAAUCUCGGAGUGAAGAAAUCCAAAAAUAAGAGGAAAACCUCCAUCUCAAAACUGUUCAGGCGAAGAAGUAAAAGACGAGUUGAAUGAUCCUCAAGGGAUUUUUUUUUUUUUUCUAACUAAAUUGUCCUCAUUUUUAUUGUAUUAAUAUUCACUUUAAACAUUUAGGGUUUUUAUAUUUGACUACUACAGUAUUUCUGCAGUUUGCUGAUGAGAAGGCAAAGGAGGAGAAGUCAAAUUAGGAAGAAUAAUGGAUCAAAUCAUUUAUUGCUGCAAAUUCAAAUCUAAAUCUUGAUGGUAUUUUUGAUCAAAGAGUCACUUUUUGUUCUUGGUUUGUUGUUACUUAAAUGGAGUGUGUAAUUUCUUUAUCAGUUAUGAGUCUUUUUUUCUUAGUUUUACCGUUUAAAAAAGCUCAGUUAUAUGGCAAAUGCUGUGUAAACAUUUUCCUUACAUUGCCACACUGCAGUCCAAAGAAACCCCGUUAUUACUGAUCCCCCUCUUACGUACAGAUAGUAUAUGUUUAUGUAGUGAUCAGAAUGAGGCAUCAUAGUCAUAAUUUUAGCGAUACAAAAUGCUAAGUGGAUGCCAGGUUUGAAUAAUCAUCUAUCAUGAUGUUUAAAUCACAGAAAGGACACUGUGGCUGCUCCACGUGCAAAAUAGGAAUGAGGAGUCUAAAGCGUGUAAUCCCUCAACAGUCUUGAUCCAAAAUGAAAUUAUUUCAGUAUUUAUUUAAUAAUGGAUUUUAACAAAUUUCCUGCAAGGAUAUUAGUAGAGAGCCUUGACAAUUAGGUUGGAAUGGCUGUGGAGUGUAAAAUGGAGAGCCACACAUGUUGCAGACUGUAGUUCCUCUCUCCCACUGUACUGUAGGUGGCAGCCUGGGUAUGCUGUAUCACCAGGCGAGAACUUGGAAAUCCAAUUUGCCACAGUACAGACAGUUAAUUUCUUUGCUAAUUUUAUAAAUGGUGCAAAAAUGUUCGGCUUUGCUGAUGCAAUAAUGUUAUGUGAAAGAGGAUUAGGUAGAGCAGUAGCUUAUGGAUGGGGAAGGCUUAUAAACUAUAGGUUGUAUUGAGCUCUUUAUCUUCAAACCUGGUUUAAUUAAACAUUACUCUUUACUAAUAUCUGCAUCAGAAUUGCUCCCCACCUGAGCUAUUAAAAAUGUUUCGAAUGACGCGCGGAGCCGCUCAUCUGUGGAAAUGGCAUUGGCGGUGUUUGCGAGGACUGUGAUGUUGCAUCUUAGAAGGUGUUUAAUGGUAUGUGCUUGUUCGCUAUUUAUAGUAUUUUAAAACUUGAAAUCAGUUGUCCAAUAAAUCCUUUGAAGAUUAGAGUGUAUGAGAGGGUGAAUUACUUCCUUAAUAACAGCUUCCUUUGGCACACAUCUCUCUAUUUAACCAGAUCCCUUCACUUUUUUUUUUUUUUUUUUAUCACUCCACUUCCCAUGUUACAAGCUUCACCAAUGACUAUUGAUUCAACAAACUCAGACAUGGCUUUCAGUGAGAAGCCAACAACGCUCCUUUGCAUUAACAGCGAUCACAGCCCUGCAUCAAUGUUUAAUAAAGCUCCUUUUUUUAAAGACGGCAUCACGAUAGCUCGCUGGCGUCAAUAUAUUUCGCAGCUACUUACAAAAACUACACAUCUCUCAUUUUGAGAUGCAUGAAAUCGUGAUCAUGAACUUGGAACACAAUCUUUCUAGCUGAGCAGAGUUGGAGAUGAUAUUGGUACAAAAUGCCACGCGUGAUGUGGGUGACAGUCGAGACUGAAUGUGUGAUAUUAGAGUUAAUUAAAGCUUUGCGCCCCAUCUACUGCAAAUGCUUGCACUUCUGCAAUUAAGAAUCAAAGGCGAGGGCUUAGUGUCAGGGGGGUGUCUAAUACAUGGUUUUAACAGGAAUGGGACCUGAUUUGCCAAGCUCCUAGCGACAAGCAUUAACAACAGCCUCAAAUUAGAGGGACAUUAAUAUUCAUAAGUAAAACAAUUCAUCCUGUGAAUGUGUGAUGAAAUGGAAUCCUCUGAGGUGAGCUCUUGUGUCCAGGCUGCCAUCGUUCAUUAAAAUAUGCCAUUACCCAUGAAGUGCUUAAUCUUUAUGAAAGGGUGGUAAAAUCAGUUUGAACUGCUCUGACAGAAAAAGGUGGUAAUUGUAAUAUUGUUCGGCACCUUACAUUAUGUUAAUCCUGUACAUUUUUUUUUUUAAAUAUAUAAAACGUGAUGGUGUCAAACACUAUAGGUUUCUGUGUGUCUCGCCGGAGUUGGGGAAAAAAAAUGUACAACUGUCUUUGCUUAUGCACGCUGAAAUUAGCCUGUUAUUCUAUUAAUACGGCAUGAGUGCUUUGUGAUGUUUUAGGUUAGCUGCCUUUUGCAACACAAUCUAAAUUCUGCGCGAGUGUGUGUGUGUGUUUCGUCUUAUUCCGCUCCCUGCCAGAGUCUCUGCCACUAGCCUGUAAUUAUGAUCCUCGAGGUAAUUUUAUCAGGCUCAUUAGCUCUGAUGAGUAAACGAGAAGCGUGCCUCUAAUUUAUUGGCCAUCCAGGCUGGAGACUUAAUUCUCAUCAGAGAGAUCAUAAUAUUUGUAUAGAGAGAAAGAUAUACAGUACACAUAUAUGUAUUUACAAGGCUCCUAAACCCACGACGAGGCCAAGACUUUGUGACUUCAAAUCAGUAAUUACGCUCAUAACAGAAAGUCUGAUUGGAUAAUUGGCCAUGUGCUGAAAUUAUUUCCACAGAUGUCAUUGUGAUGAGCAGAGGCGCACGACAUUGUCUCUUUUUGAUUCAGGCAUGAUUUCAAAUGAAAGCCAUUGUUUGCAUUCUAGCGAGUCUUGUGAGUUUAUCUUCCUGCACAAAAUUAGAUUCUCACACCUCUGCAAACAAAAUUGCAUUGUUUUGUUCCCUGUUCAAUAGAGAUUAUCCAUUUUCUGUGUCAGAGAAUGUGUUAAGGGAGCGGUGUAAAUAUGCUCACAAUUUUCAGUGUGUAGAAAUUUGCAUUGAGGGGAAAUUAUGCAUGCUGGCUAGUGGAAAUGAAAUGUAUAAAGUGCAUGACUGGUAGACUUGACAAGUGCAGCUUUCAUCCAUCUCAAAUGAAUAAUUUUCACUUCCCUUAAACAUCCUUAAUCCAACCAUGUUAUCAGCGGGCAUGCAGGAUUCUGCCAGACUUUCUCCUUAACGGCACAGCAACUUUCAACUUGCCAGAGAUUCUGCACUGCAGUUGCUUACCACAUGGUCUUAGGGACUCACUCUUAUCCUUUCCUGCUGGUUUUGUGGAUCAGUAAAAUUCCUUCAAAACACAAUAUAUACAUAACGCAAGUCUUAAUAGAUAGCAGAAUGUCUCACUCUACCCUCCUCUGUGCUGCCUCAGAGGUCGACUUAAUGCACUGUAUUUUACCUCUGAUUCACAUUGGCAGAGAACUCAGAGGAUGGUGUCUAAAAAAACCUAUUUGCUCAGUGGCCCUUUGUCCUCUAUUUCAAAUUUCAGUGACAGACCCUUCCAUGCUCAUAUAAUGUGGUUUGGAAAUUCCUAUGGCCGUAAAGGGAUAGAGGAGGAUAUUCAUGGUAAAUUACUCAUUUACAGCCCAGCAUUCAGCGUUUGUGACUUGUUAUUUUUAGGGACAUUUGCUUGUCUUCUUUGCUGAAAUACAUACUUAUGAUGAUACUGUAUUGUGGGAAAUAACCCCCCCCCCUCUGCAUCCCAAUCCCUUUUUAAUUUAUGUAUUCUUAACGUGUUCUUCUAAAUGCUACUGACAAUAAACAAUGAAAUGUGUAA
Molecule: messenger RNA, 5992 nt
Organism: Stegastes partitus (bicolor damselfish)
Lineage: Eukaryota; Metazoa; Chordata; Actinopteri; Pomacentridae
Gene: micall2a
Product: mical-like 2a
Exons: 17
Coding region: 65-2335 (756 amino acids)
Molecular function (GO): protein binding
Source: RefSeq, a predicted model, not a curated record